GCCGAGUACAUAAAGUAAUUAUCGACACCCUCUGCCACGAGGGAACGAAGAUGCCAUCUCGUCCACAUCUCGCCCGACGCUCCUGUCUUUUCUCCCAGGUCUGAGUCCUGCCUCAGGCUGCCUGCAUCACAGCCGGAACGCUCCCUCUUCCCCUUCGUCGACCUCUCGCGGUGCGCGCACCGCACCGCCCGCCAGCCGGCCUUUACAUUCCUUUCUACCACACUCCUUUCAUCGGGUUUCGGCCGUGACGACGUCACGGCGCCAUGCACGCGCGCACUCGCAAGACGAGAAGACGACACAGUGCGCAGACGCGAGCUCUGCACGAACGCGACCCGCCCCUCAUCAACCUACCCAUUCCCUUGCCCGUCCCCAUUCCAUCCAUUCCCAUCCUUGGACCGCUGCUCUCCCCUCUGAUUGGCGGCUUGCCAUGGCCCACGCCGACCUCUUCCACGGUGCAAACCACGUCCCCGCCAGCUGCAGAGCCCACCACUACCACACCUCUCGUACCCACGGUAAUAUCUACACCCCCGCCUCAGCCAACGAGCACUGCCGACGCGCCAAGCCCGACAGGCUCCGGCGGAGAUGAUACGGGGAGCAGCGGGCCGUCCCCAGACAGUGUUUCUGGUGGUGGUGGGGCCUCCAGCGAUGGCGACGGGUCGGGCAGCAGCAGCGGAUCCACUGGGACGAGCGGGGAUGGCUCUGGCUCUGGCAGCAGCAGCAGCGUCGGAGGGUCGGAUGGCUCUGGGGACUCCGCUCCCGCGAACAGCGGCGACGGGACAGGCAGCGGAGACAUCAGUGGCAACGGGGGAUCGACGUCGAGUGUUUCAGCCGGGGCAGAUCCUGUCGCCGGAUCAUCCCAAUCAAGUGCCCCCGCCCAAGGCGCUGGCACGACUUCCUCCUCGCUCUCAGGACCAUCGGGGUCGUCUGCACAAGCAUCUGGUAACGCGCAGGGAUCAUCCGCAAACGCGUCUGCAGCCAUGUCUGGGGGCUUAGCAGCUGGCCUUGGGGUUACGACAACCGCGGUUCCCAUGGCCGUAGCGAACGCGUUUAGCGGGUCGACCGAUUCAGCGUACACCUAUGCGUUUGUAGCUACCUCCAGUACCGGAGUAGCUGAUGCCGCUGCAACCGCAGCAGGCACAACAGUCGGCGGUUCAACUUCUAAAGGCUCGGGUUCCUCAGGCUCGGGCUCGUCAAACCCUGACGGCAACGGGUCCUCGUCAUCCAGCUCAACGCCAGCUUCCACCCACCAUGGAUUAUCCAGCGGCGCUAUUGCAGCCAUCGUCGUGGUCCUAGUCCUGCUCUUCUUCCUCCUCGUCAUCGUGCUAUUGCGUCGACGCUCAGUCACCCAACGCGUUCGGAGGCGGAGGAACUGGCUCGUUGGCGGGCAAAACCCCCACAGCGGCAUCAGCAGCUCCCGCUACUUCAGCGACCAUCCCAAUGGCAGCACGACUCACAUGUCCCAACACAGCAGCUUCGGCCCCGCCACGUCACACGCGCCCUGGGAAACGUUCAACGAACCCGUCGCCGCAACCGCGGAGGGGAGCGCGCCAUCUUCGCGCGUCGAGCUCUCCGUCCCGCCCGUCGGCCGGCAGAUGACGGGGCUCACGGAGCCCGUCUGGACGAGCCACCUCAACGGCUCCAUAGUGUUCGCGCCCUCGGUCGCCUCGGUCGCCGCGUCCGACCCCCUGCCCACCAUCCGCAGCCCCGAGCGCACGAGCUGGGGCAGCCACCACUCGUACGCGCACGAGAGCUCCGGCGAGGGCGACGACGCCGGGUGGGUGUCCUGCCCCGAGAGCGCCGCGGUCAGCACGCGCAGCCACGGCCUCCCCAGCUCCAUGACCGUCCGCCCGUUCAGCCCCUCUGAGGCGUGGCAGUUCCCCAAGCCGCCCGGCUCCCGCGCGGACGCGGACGACGCGCCGCUCCUCCCGGACGACCGCCGCCGGAGCCGCGUCGUCAGCCCCGAGAGCAUGUUCGAGUCGGGCGUGUCCUCCGAGUACGCGACCGCGCCCGAGAACCCGUUCGCGGACCACGCCGCGGAGGCGCGCACCGUGGACGUCGACGCGCGCACGUCCGAGUCCGUCGACGCGGAGACGGCGAUGCACUUCGCGCGCGUCGAGACGAUCCGCAGGCCGUUCGUGCCCGCGAUGGAGGACGAGAUGGGCGUCGUGCCCGGGGAGUGCGUGCGCAUGCUGCGGCGGUUCAACGACGGGUGGGCGUACGCGGAGAAGGUGGGCACGCGCCGGAAGGGGAUCAUCCCCAUCGACUGCUUGCGCACGCCUGGGGAGGACCUGCCCGCGUUCCUUGCGGCGAAACGCCUGAGCAGCUACCGGCCGACUAGCGUGCACACAAAAUCGGAGGAUACUGGAGGGUCGAAUGCCGGAGUGGCCAUAUAGAGUGCGAACCAC
Fomitopsis serialis is the source of this 2405-nucleotide messenger RNA. RefSeq lists its product as uncharacterized. NCBI's taxonomy places the organism in Eukaryota, Fungi, Basidiomycota, Agaricomycetes, Polyporales, Fomitopsidaceae. Gene Ontology annotation, molecular function: protein binding. The transcript has a single exon. Bases 264 to 2393 code for a protein of 709 amino acids. The record is from RefSeq and is a predicted model, not a curated record.